Hydra vulgaris (swiftwater hydra) is the source of this 640-nucleotide messenger RNA. The record is from RefSeq and is a predicted model, not a curated record. NCBI's taxonomy places the organism in Eukaryota, Metazoa, Cnidaria, Hydrozoa, Anthoathecata, Hydridae.
AUAAGAAAAGUUAGUAAUUUUUUUUGUCUUGUUGUGCCUAUGAAUUGUGUUCCCUGUAGAAAAUUCAACUUUAUUUUAUUUCAGAUUGUUCAGCACAAUUGUUAUUGAAGAAGAUGGAGCAGAUACAAAAACUGCUGUGCCUUCUCAUUGGGUUGACCCAUGUAAAAGUAUUGUGUUUUAUCCAACACGAGGACGGAAAUCUGUUGCUGUUUAUCUAUCUGAAUGAGCAGAACAUGAGGUAGGCUGGCAAGAGUUUAAACUGAUAGAAUAUAUUCUUGAAGCUGGCAGCUAUGAAACUUGCCACGCAAUGUUAAUGUUUCAAACAGAAGAUGAGGAUGAUGAUGUACCUAUUUCGAAAAAGUUUGAAAUAAUUGUUAAAGAAAGAGUUGCUAGUCCAAAACUUAAGAUUGGUGGAAUAAAAACAAAAUUUCAAUAUUUAGACGAACAUGAUGACGUUCCUAUUUCGAAAAAGUUUGAAAUUAUCGAUAAAGAAAGACUGGCUAGUCCAAAACAUAAGCUUGGGGGAAUCAAAACAGAAUUUCAAUAUUUAGACGAACAUGAUGACGUUCAUAAACUUCAAUAUGCUUUGUUCAUGGAUAUCCAGAAAAAUUUUCGCCAGAUCCAAGCUACGCAAGCUUAA